This is a messenger RNA of Astrephomene gubernaculifera, 1677 nucleotides long. The record is from the annotation of a GenBank genome assembly. NCBI's taxonomy places the organism in Eukaryota, Viridiplantae, Chlorophyta, Chlorophyceae, Chlamydomonadales, Astrephomenaceae.
GGUUAACCCAACCACAAACCCUUUCCUAUCGUGCCAUGCACAAGCGCGCUGGCACGGAAUGCAUUUAAUGCAAAUAUUGCAAAUGCGCAUUUAGUAAAACCGUGCUAAAGUGGGGCGAAGUCUGUUUUGCUUUGAACUUUCGACAUGAUUGCAGUAUGCGCGUAAACCGCUAUGCCGGUCUUUGCCAUUGUUUGAUUACAUCAGACCCAACAUUCAGCACAUGAAGUCAAGCUGGUGCUAAGUGCGGCGAGCCUGUACGCCAGGGCGUCGGAGGCGAAAUGGACAUGUGGAAACCACCGCAGGCCUUGCUGCUGGCCCUGCUGCUCCUCACUCCCGCCUCCCAGCUCCGAAGCCCGCACCCGCCUCCUGCCGCCGCCUCCUUCCUGCCUGGCAGCAGCGGCGCCCUGCCGUCCUCCGGGGCGGGGAAGGGCGGAGGCAGCAGCGGCGGGCCAAGCAGCAGCAGCGGAAUACGUAGCGCCGCUGCGGAAGGUUUGGCUAGCGGAGGAGCAGCAGGAGGUGGCGGCGGCGAGGGAGGCGGCGGGGGCAUUUGCACAGAUACAUGCCCGCUGGCUCGUAACGGGGUCUGCGAGGACGGAUCCCCGGUGAUACAGAGCAGUGGCGGCAACAGCAGGAGUACGACGGCAGGGGGGAUCCAGGUGGCUUGCGAUCUGGGUACGGAUUGUACGGACUGCGGGCCGUACCGCGGUGUCGUACCCGAGUGGGGCACGUCUGGCGGCUUCAAGGGCCCUAUCGACUACCUCAACCGCCGGGGGGUGCGGGUGUGGGCCCGGCGGUUGGCUUUCCCGCCGCACUUCGUCAUGGCCUAUACGGACCCAAAGGAGGACCUGGACGUGUCGGAGCAGCUGGAGCGCAGCGGCUGUCUGGAGCUGGGCAUUGUGCAGGUGUUCAACCACGUGUUGGAGUCCCGCUGUGCGCCCUUCAAGCCACCCGCCCCGGCACCCCAUGCGCACGGUAGCAGCAGCAGCAGCAGGGCGGCGGGGGAUGCAGUGGGGGAUGGGGCUGCGGGAAGCGGAGGCGGUGCAGGAGGGGCGGCAGGUGCCGGAUCAGGGGCAGCAGGAGGGGCAGGUGAGGCGGGUGCUGCCGCUGCUGCCCCCGCUGCCGCCGCCCCGCUGGUUGUGGACGUGGGCGCCAACUUCGGGUACUUCACUGUGCUGGCGGCGCUGAUGGGGUGCAGGGUGGUAGCGGUGGAGCCGGUGCCCCGCUUCCUGGCCUUCCUGCACUGGAACCUGGCAGCCAACGGCCUGCGGGCGGCCAACUCAACAACCGACUGGGGGGGCGGCGGAUCAACAACCUCCGCCUCCUCCUCCUCCGCCUCCACGCCCUCCGCCUCCUCCUCCUCCGCCUCCACGCCCUCCGCUGCCCCAUCCGCGCCUGCUGUUGUGGCGGUGGUGGCGGGGGCGGUGUCGGAUGCGGCGGGUGGCAACAUCAGCAUUGAGGCACCCAGGAGAGGCGUGUGGGGCACCGCGAGUGUGGCGGGCAUGAUAGCGGGGGUGCAGGAGGACGCCAAGCUGGAGAGGGUGACGGUUCCCGCCGUACGGUUGGACGAGCUGGUGCCCCCCGGGGAGGUCGUACUGCUCAUGAAGGUGGAUGUGGAGGGCUACGAGCCGGUGGCGCUGCGCUCGGCGGCUGGGCUGCUGGGGCUGCGGCAGCGGGGGG